AUGACAGACAUAGGUGAUGGACCACAUUUGGAGCAAGAUCAGAUGGAUGCAAAAUCUAUUGCUGGUUCCAAAGGAAAGAACCUGCCUGCUAGCAAGUCUAUGGACUCUGGAAUUCUGCCAGACUACAGUUACAGAAUGGAUUAUCCAGAGAUGGGGGAAUGUGUAAUAAUAAACAAUAAGAACUUCCACAGGCAAACUGGGAUGUUACCCCGUUCGGGUACAGAUGCAGAUGCUGCAAGUGUCAGAGAAGUUUUUAUGAAGUUGGGAUAUAAAAUAAAGAUCAACAAUGAUCUUUCCUGCGGGGACAUUUUUAAACUAUUGAAAAAUGUUUCUGAAGAAGAUCACAGCAAGCGAAGCAGCUUUGUUUGCGUGUUGCUAAGCCAUGGUGAUGAAGGAUUCAUCUAUGGUACAGAUGGCCCUCUUGAACUGAAAACACUAACAAGCCUUUUCAGAGGUGACCGAUGCAAAAGUUUGGCAGGAAAACCCAAGCUCUUUUUCAUUCAGGCUUGUAGAGGGACAGAAUUAGAUUCUGGUAUUGAGACAGACAGUAGAUCAGAAGAGACAAUGUGCCAAAAAAUACCUGUCGAAGCAGACUUCCUGUAUGCAUAUUCUACAGCUCCAGGCUAUUACUCCUGGAGGAAUUCAGCUGAAGGCUCCUGGUUUAUUCAGUCACUGUGUAAAAUGCUGAAGGAACACGCAAGGAAACUUGAACUCAUGCAGAUUUUAACUCGUGUAAAUCGCAGAGUGGCAGAGUACGAGUCCUGCUCAACUCGGCAGGAUUUUAAUGCAAAGAAACAGAUUCCGUGCAUUGUCUCUAUGCUUACCAAAGAAUUUUACUUCCCUUGCUAAGAGUUUCACCUUGUAGUUUUUAAGUUCAUGUUUUAUCUGUAAUUUAUACACAAUGUUAGUAUGAGUACCACUUUCAAAUCUGAAUUACUGUUCACUACUGUGUGUGGCAUAAUGAACUGUCUCAAAGUUAGGAGUGUCCAUUA
This is a messenger RNA of Tauraco erythrolophus (red-crested turaco), 992 nucleotides long. The record is from RefSeq and is a predicted model, not a curated record. Lineage: Eukaryota; Metazoa; Chordata; Aves; Musophagiformes; Musophagidae.